This is a messenger RNA of Helianthus annuus (common sunflower), 1161 nucleotides long. RefSeq lists its product as uncharacterized. Bases 1 to 1161 code for a protein of 386 amino acids. The transcript has a single exon. The record is from RefSeq and is a predicted model, not a curated record. NCBI's taxonomy places the organism in Eukaryota, Viridiplantae, Streptophyta, Magnoliopsida, Asterales, Asteraceae.
AUGAAGCUACCUCAAGGAUUCGCCAAGGAAAAUGACAUGAGAGUUUGCAAAUUAAAUAAAUCUCUUUAUGGCCUAAAACAAGCAUCUCAUAAUUGGUACCAAAAGUUCACCUCUUCUCUUCUCGAACUCGGUUUUAAGCAAUGCAAGGCCGACUACUCCCUCUUCAUUUUCAGGCAAAAUAAAUGUUUUGUGGCAGCUCUCAUAUAUGUUGAUGAUGUCAUUAUGGUGGGCAACGACGUCGGUAAAAUAAGACAUACAAAAGAAGAACUUGAUAAACGUUUCAGCAUCAAAGACUUGGGUACCCUAAAGUACUUUCUUGGCAUAGAAGUCGCUCGUACGAAGGACGGCCUUGUUCUAAGCCAAUGGAAGUACAUUCUUGAUAUCCUUGAUGAUUGUGGGAUGCAAGGAUGCAAGCCAAGUCCUUUUCCUUUUGAGCGGAACCUAAAGUUGGAUAAAGGAAGUACCGAACCCAAGGCUGAUGCAAAUCGUUACCGCCGCUUGGUGGGAAGACUACUCUACCUACAGGACACAAGGCCCGACAUUGCCUACUCCGUCAAUGUACUAAGUCAAUUUGUGGCCGACCCAAGGCAAAAUCAUAUGGAUGCGGCAUAUCGAGUCCUACGUUAUUUAAAAGGGACCGAUGGACAAGGCAUCCUUUUGCCUCGGGAUGGCAGACAUGAUUUAACUGCAUAUUGUGACUCUGAUUGGCUCGGAUGCCCGUUUACUAGAAGAUCUCGAACACGAUACAUUCUUUUUCUUGGCGGAGCGCCCGUGUCUUGGAAGACAAAGAAACAAUCUGUGGUGUCUCGCUCUUCUACGGAAGCUGAAUACCGGUCUAUGGCCUCCACCAUUAGCGAAAUAUUAUGGAUGAGAUGGCUCUUCAAGGAGCUCGACAUUGUUCUACAUAAACCAACUCGUCUAUUUUGUGACAAUCAAGCUGCAACUCAUAUCGCUAGCAAUCCUGUUUUCCAUGAGCGAACCAAACACGUCGAAAUGGAUUGUUACUUCGUCCGCGAAAGAGUCGAGUCUCGUGAAGUUCAACCUCUUCGUAUUGACACUCGCAUGCAGAUCGCGGACCUUCUUACAAAGGGAUUGGGCUCCCAAAAUCUCCAGUUUUUACUUGACAAGUUGGGCACUAGAAAUCUACAUGCUCCAACUUGA